CUUCUCUGCUAUAGCUCCAAGCUUAUCCAAGGUCGCCGUCGAACUCAGCUCGCGUCGCCGUCGAACCCAAGAGUUGCUCAGCCCUGCGUCGCUGUCUUGGUUCCGUUGGUUGCUCAUCUCCCCGUCGCGUCGUGGUUCAGCCCUGCGUCGCUGUCUUGGUUCCGUGGUUCCGUGGUUCAGCCCUGCGUCGCUGUCUUGGUUCCGUGGUUCAGCAUCUCCCCGUCGCGUCGUGGUUCCGGUGGUUGCUCGGCGUCGUGGUUCCGGUGGUAUGUUAAUUGUGAAGAUGGGUAGAUACGCAUAUGGUUGAAGAGAGGGGCGAUGAUCGUACUGCCAGCAUAAUCUAUCAUCGUGCUUGUUCGAAUUUCAACAAUUGCAUAAGAUGACUUGAGAUCCCCGAGUCAGAAAUUUUCAGAAGCUUUCGGUGAUUUGUGUCUUUUCAGAAGUUCUCAGAAUCGGAAAAUAAAGCACGUAUUUACUUUUGGAACAACAUAGGUACGAUGAAUGAAAACCAAAUUGUUGUUAGGCAUGAAUCAGAAGGUGGCAAGACUCCCACAACGCGUGACGAAUCACAAGAUGUUAGUACGAUUACAAAGACCAUUAAAGGCCGUGGUCCGUCAAAAGGUGUUAAAGUCGCUAAGCCUAUGUUCCUUGAGUAUAAUGUAUAUAAUGUCCCCGAUGGACAAUGGUCUCAUGAAUACGGGAAGCAAGUUGGGAGUUGUGCUACUAGAAUUAAUAUUAACGUCCCAUUAUAUCCAAAGGUAGAUGAGCAAAUCAAGAAGGGGUUUUGGGAGGAGACUAAGCUUAUGUUCCACAUUACUGAUGAUUCUAAUCAUUCGAGGGAGAAAUAUUUUCAUUCUUGUGUGGCGAAACGAUUUAGUUGUUUCAAGAGCAAGUUGGUGCGCCGAUGGAUAACUAUGAAGGAAAAGAAGCCAAAAAAUCAAACAAACAAGAUGCCUUGGGAUGUCUACAACCAUAUCACAGAGGAUGAUUGGAAGACUUUUGUUAAACAUUAUUUCCUGCCAGAGUCAUUGCUUCGUAGUGAAAAGGCGAGGAAAAGUGCAUCAUGCAACAAGAACCCACAUCGCACCGGCCAAAAGGGUUAUAAUAGAAAGCGACUAGAUUGGAUAAAGGAUGGACGACUUCCACCAGAUGCAGCUUUACCUAUCUCGAGUAGCUCCUCGGUGAACUCAUCAGUGACCUCAAAUGUUAAUAGAGUUAGAAAAUACAGAUCAAAGGAGUGGAUUUUGGCCCAUCAAGUACAAAAUAAAGAGGGAAAGUGGGAAAUUGACCCGAACGAUUCAGAAGUUGUUGAAAUCGCAACAAAAGCUUUAGAGUACAUCGCAGAAGAGGAAAAAGGAAAUCUUUCUUUCGAACAGGGUGAGGAUGCCCUCACUAAAGCUAUAGGGAAAAAAGAUCAUCGUGGGCGUGUCAAGGGAACAGGUGGCAUGGUUGGUAUCAAAAAGGCUUUCGGUCCGUGUAUUCGACAUAGUAGAAGUGACCAUGGUGAAGCUUCAUCAGAAAAUUACGAAUCAAUCAGAGCUUCUGUGAAAAAGGAGUUUGAAGGUGAAUUAGAGAAAAGGGUAGAGAAGAGGGUGGCAGAGGCCCUCCAAAAGCAACUAAGCACCUUGUUAAAAACAGGACAACUAAACUCCAUUUCUACCCCGAUACCUGAUGACCUCCACUUAAAUGAUUCUGCCAGAGUUGACCUUGAUGUUAGUGCUACAAGAACCACUCGUCACAUCUUAGUGCCGCAACCACGCGAGCUAAAGGAAAGGACUCCAUGUUGUCUUGCCCUUGAGGAGAAAGUUUCAGGCAACAACAUUGUCGUGGCGGAUGGUAUGGUACAACCCUCAGAUGGUGCAUUGCCCCAACAUUUUACAUCGAUGAAGCCUGGUCACUAUAAAGUCCAAGUUGAUUUUGUUUACGACGGACAUGUUGAUGAUAUUCUUCCGGUACCUACGGGAGAUGGUUUCACUAACUUAGGCGGUGCUCUGGGUAGUUUUGUGCAAUGGCCCAUACACUUAGUGAUUUUCGAAGACGGCGAGGAUUGUAUUUCACCUCCUAAAAAGAAGUCCAAGUCUAAUGUUUCUAAAGAGAGGGAUGGUAGCUCCAAGAAAAAGACAACGGUGUUAGCGGCCCAAAAGAAGACAACAGACUUACCAUCCAAGGAAUUUUCGCAUCCAAAGAAGUCGAAUUCUAAGCCUAAGUCCAACUUAGAGGUCGUGGGUAGUUGUGAUCGUAAAACACAAGAAUCAACCACCAAAAGCAAGAAAGCGGGACUUGUACACGAUGCAAUUCAAGGUCUUGGCCCGUCAUGCAAAUACUUGCAGUUUAUCAUGACUUCGGCGCCUGAUGAUAUAUAUGAUAAUACUACCAUCCCAUUGGCGGCCUCAGUUUGGCACUCGGAUUUUGAUCAAGAAACAUACAUAACUGCGUCUGAUAUAGGAGAGUUCCUUCGCGGGGCGUGCUUAAACAUUUCAGCGAUCCAAGUCUACAUAUUGUUAUUAAAUGUUUUAUUGUUGUUAAUAAAACUAUUAUUUCUUUGA
This is a messenger RNA of Spinacia oleracea (spinach), 2546 nucleotides long. RefSeq lists its product as uncharacterized. NCBI's taxonomy places the organism in Eukaryota, Viridiplantae, Streptophyta, Magnoliopsida, Caryophyllales, Amaranthaceae. The record is from RefSeq and is a predicted model, not a curated record. The transcript has 10 exons. Bases 498 to 2546 code for a protein of 682 amino acids.